AACAUGUCCUCACCUUUUCUUUGGGGUUUGGUUACUUUAUUGAUGUUUGCUGAAUUAAAUGGAGAAGCUGGAGGGCUUGAGCUACAGCCACAAAAGAGAAACACUGAUCCCCAACAACCUCGGAUGGCUACAGAGAGUGGAAAUUUAGUGUUUCUUACAGGGUCUGCCCAAAACAUUGAAUUUAGAACUGGAUCGCUUGGAAAAAUCAAAUUAAAUGAUGAAGACCUCAGUGAAUGUUUACAUCAGAUCCAGAAAAAUAAAGAUGAUAUUAUAAAUUUAAAAGGAAGCACAAUUGGUCUGCCUCAAAAUAUAUCUAACCAAAUCUAUCAGCUCAAUUCCAAGCUUGUUGAUCUUGAGAGGAAAUUUCAAAGCGUACAACAGACUGUUGACAAGAAAGUUUGCAGCAGCAAUCCCUGCCAAAACGGUGGCACCUGUCUCAAUCUUCAUGAUUCUUUUUUUUGUCUCUGUCCCGCACAGUGGAAGGGUCCUCUCUGCUCAACUGAUGUUAACGAAUGUCAGAUUUACUCAGGAACACCCUUGGGCUGCCAGAAUGGAGCUACGUGUAUGAAUACAGCGGGGAGUUACAGUUGUCAAUGCACACCUGAGACAUAUGGACCCCAAUGUGCAUCCAAAUAUGAUGACUGUCAAGCGGGCUCCAAGGAUCGCUGUGUCCAUGGUAUCUGUGAGGAUUUAGACCGAGAGCAACAAGGAGUGGCCAAGUACAGAUGUAUCUGCGAGGCUGGGUGGACUUUCACAUCAGAUGACCCUGCUUGCACAGUGGAUAAAGAUGAAUGCAGCCUGCAGCCUUGUUCAGCACUUGUACAAUGUUUCAACACUCCUGGUUCAUUCUAUUGUGGACCCUGUCCAACAGGUUGGAAAGGAAAUGGAUAUACUUGCCAAGAUAUUAAUGAAUGUGAAAUAAAUAAUGGUGGCUGUUCAGUAGCUCCACUUGUUAGCUGUGUGAAUACACUUGGAUCUUAUCACUGUCAGCCUUGUCCUCCAGGGUACCAGGGUGACGGAAGAGUGUGCACACUCAUGGACAUCUGCUCAGUCAAUAAUGGAGGCUGCCACCCCGAUGCAUCAUGCUCCUCGGCUCUAGGUUCUUUACCCCUUUGCACCUGUCCCUCAGGAUAUACAGGAAAUGGUUAUGGGCCAAAUGGAUGUGUGCAACUCAGUAAUAUUUGUCUAAGCCACCCCUGUUUAAAUGGACAAUGCAUUGAAACCGUCUCUGGUUAUUUGUGCAAGUGUGAAUCAGGCUGGACUGGUGUCAACUGCACAGAAAACAUCAAUGAGUGUCUGAGCAGCCCCUGUUUGAAUGGAGGAACUUGUGUCGACGGCAUCAACACUUUCAGUUGUGAAUGCACAAGUUCCUGGACUGGCUCUCACUGUCAGACUCCCCAGCAAGUGUGUGGAGGGUCCCUCUCAGGGCUGACUGGAAGUUUCAGCUACAAAAGCCCUGAUGUUGGUUAUCUUCAUGAUGUCAACUGCUUCUGGGUUAUCCGAACCGAAGAUGGAAAGGUCUUGCAUAUUACUUUUACCUUUUUCCUACUGGAUUCAGAGAACAACUGUCCACAUGAGUUUCUUCAGAUUCAUGAUGGCGAUUCCUCUGCAGCCUUUCAGCUUGGAAGGUUCUGUGGCUCCAGCCCCCCUCAGGAACUCCUCAGCAGUGACAAUGCCCUCUAUUUUCAUUUCUAUUCUGAUCAUUUAAGAAAUGGAAGAGGCUUUACAAUAAGAUGGGAAACACAGCAACCAGAGUGUGGAGGUCAACUGACUGAUACAUAUGGCUCUAUCACGUCUCCUGGGUAUCCUGGAAACUACCCCCCAGGAAGAGAUUGUAUCUGGACUAUUAUAAACAGUCCUGACCUCCUGAUAACAUUUACUUUUGGGACCUUGAGCCUGGAACACCACGAUGAUUGCAGCAAAGAUUACCUUGAGAUUCGAGAUGGUCCUUUGCCUCAGGACCCUGUUAUUGGGAAAUUCUGCAGCACUCGCUCUGUCCCACCACUCCAGACUACUGGCCCCUUUGCUAGAAUUCAUUUCCAUUCUGACAGUCAGACUAGUGAUAAAGGCUUCCAUAUCACCUACUUAACAUCACCUUCGGAGCUGCAUUGUGGAGGGUCCUAUACAGACCCGGAUGGUGAGAUCUUCCUUCCUGUCUUGUCUGGGCCUUUCACUCAAAACAGGCAAUGUAUCUACGUUAUAAGGCAGCCACAGGGAGAGCAGAUACAAGUCAACUUCACUCAUGUGGAGCUGGAAGGCCAGGGUGGCUGCUCUCAGAACUACCUUGAGGUUCGAGAUGAUAAAACCUUACUGGGGAAAGUCUGUGGCAAUGAAACUCUCUCUCAUGUUACAUCAAUUACUAAUACUAUAUGGAUCAGGUUUAAAAUUGAUGCUUCUGUUGAAAAAGUUAGUUUCAGAGCUGCUUAUCAAGUUGCUUGUGGGGGUGAAUUAACUGGAGAAGGGAUCAUUCACUCUCCUUUUUAUCCUAAUGUAUAUCCUGGAGAAAGAAUCUGUAGGUGGACUAUCUCCCAACCCCAAAGUCAGGUAGUUCUUCUCAACUUUACUGCAUUUGAAAUUGGAAGUUCUGCACAGUGUGAUACAGAUUAUGUUGAGAUUGGUACCAGUUCCAUCAUGGGUUCUCCUGAAAAUGCAAAGUACUGUGGCACAAACAUUCCUCCAUUUAUAACAUCUGUGUACAAUUUUCUUUAUGUCACGUUUGUGAAAAGUUCUUCAACUGAAAACCAUGGUUUCAUGGCUAAAUUCAGUACUGAGGAUUUAGCGUGUGGAAAUGUUCUUACGGAGUUGACAGGUACCAUUCAAAGUCCAGGUCAUCCAAAUAUCUACCCCCAUGGUGUAAACUGUACCUGGUAUAUAUUACUUCAACCUGGCCACCUAAUUCGUUUGGUGUUCAAAAGUUUUCACCUACAGUUUGAUUACAAUUGCACGAAUGACUACCUAGAAGUUUAUGACACUGAUUCUGGAACAUCUCUUGGGAGAUUUUGUGGACAUUCCUCCCCACCUUCUCUGAUCAGCAGUGGAAACUCAAUAAAGUUGAUAUUUGUGGCUGACUCUGACCUUGCCUAUGAAGGCUUUUUAAUUGAGUAUGAAGCAAUGGAUGCGUCAAAAGUAUGCAUGGAAGACUAUACAAGCGAAUCUGGGACACUCACUUCUCCAAACUUCCCCAAUAAUUACCCCCACAAUUUAGAAUGCAUUUAUAGGAUCACAGUGGAAACUGGCAAGCAGAUCGCAUUGCACUUCACAAACUUCUCCUUGGAGGAAAGCUUUUUUGGUGUAUGUGUAGGAGAUUUUGUGGAAAUCAGAGAUGGAGGCUAUGAAAAUUCACCAUUCUUGGGAAAAUACUGUGACUCAACUCUACCUCCAACAAUCAUCUCUCAUAGUAACAAACUGUGGUUAAAAUUUAAGAGUGAUAUGACAGAUUCCAAGUCUGGAUUCUCAGCUCACUGGGACGGAUCAUCAACAGGUUGUGGAGGCAAUCUCACCACUUCCACAGGCGUAUUCAUGUCUCCUAACUACCCGAUGCCCUACUACCACAGUUCUGAAUGUUACUGGUUGUUGAAAGCCAGUCAUGGCAGCCCAUUUAAACUGGAAUUCAUAAACUUCCACUUGGAGUACCAUCCAAACUGCACUCUGGAUUAUGUGGCUGUUUAUGAUGGCCCAAGUACCAGGUCUCAUCUGCUUACUCAGCUUUGUGGGGAUGAGAAACCCCCUGUCAUCCGUUCUAAUGGAGAUAGCAUGCUUUUAAAACUGAGGACUGAUGAAGGACAGCAAGGUGGUGGCUUCGAGGCCAAAUACUGGCAGACAUGUGAGAAUGUAGAAAUAGUCAAUCAAACCUAUGGCAUCUUGGAGAGCAUAGAUUAUCCAAACCCUUAUUCUGAUAACCAGCGUUGCAGCUGGACCAUCCAAGCAACAACUGGCAACACUGUGAACUACACAUUUCCAGCAUUUGAAUUGGAAUAUCACACAAACUGCUCGACGGAUUAUUUAGAGCUCUAUGAUGGACUACAGCGGAUAGGGCGCUACUGUGGAGCAAAUAAACCUAUGCCAGGGGGUACCACAAGCUCCAUGCUUCAAGUACUGUUCCAUACUGAUGGAGUGAAUCACAACGAGAUGGGAUUUCAGAUGCAGUGGUUCAUUCAAGGUUGUGGUGGGGAGUUAUCUGGAGCCACAGGCUCCUUCACCAGCCCUGGGUAUCCAGGCACUUAUCCAGCCAACAAAGAGUGUAUCUGGUACCUCACCACUGACCCUGGGAGCAGCAUUCAGCUCACCAUCCAUGACUUCGAUGUCGAAUAUCACUCAACCUGUGACUUUGAUACCCUGGAGAUCUAUGGAGGCCCUGAUUUCCACUCUCCCAGAAUAACACAGUUGUGUGCCCGGAGAUCUUCUGUGCUCCCCAUGCAAGUCUCCAGCCCAGGGAAUGAGUUAGCAAUCCGAUUUAAGACUGACAGCUCCAUAAAUGGAAGAGGCUUCAAUAUCUCCUGGCAAGCACUUGCUGGAGGUUGUGGUGGAAUUUUCCAGGCUCCAAAAGGGGAGAUUCAUUCUCCAAAUUACCCCAAUCCUUUUAUGAAUAACAUUGCCUGUUUUUGGACCAUCCGGGUUGAAAAAAAUCACCGUAUUCUCUUGAACUUCACUGACUUCGAUCUUGAAGCUCAGGACUCUUGUGUUAUGGCAUAUGAUGUCGAAAACUCUGUAACCACCCGCCUUGCCAGUGCAUGUGGAAGACAGCCGCUGACUAAUCCCAUCAUCUCUUCAGGAAACAACCUUUUUGUGAGGUUUCAGUCUCACUUUUCUAGACAGAGUAGAGGCUUCCGAGCUCAGUUCAGACAAGUCUGUGGAGGCUACAUCCUUACCGAGUCUUUUGAUACCAUUUCCUCUCCAUUGUUUCCUGCCAAGUAUGCAAACAAUCAGAAUUGCACUUGGAUAAUUCAAGCUCAACCUCCAUUCAAUCAUAUUACCCUGUCCUUCAGCCACUUUGAAAUUGAAAACAGUGCAACAUGUUCACGUGACUUUGUAGAAAUUUUGGAUGGCAACUCCUAUGACGCGCCCCUCCGAGGCCGUUACUGCGGCACCUCCAUGCCCCAUCCCAUCACAUCCUUCGGCAGUGCCCUGAUGCUGAGGUUCGUUUCUGAUUCUCGAAGGAAUUACGAUGGCUUCCAUGCUACAUACAUGGCAUCAUCAUCAGCUUGCGGAGGAACCUUCUACAUGGCUGAAGGCAGGUUCGACAGCCCUGGCUACCCAGACGUUUAUCCCUCUAAUGUGGAAUGUGUCUGGAACAUUGUCAGUUCCCCUGGCAACCAGCUCCAGCUGUCUUUCAUAUCUUUCCAGUUGGAAGACUCUCAGAACUGCAGCAAGGAUUUUAUGGAGAUACGAGAAGGAAAUGCCACAGGGCAGUUGGUGGGACGAUACUGUGGGAACUCCCUCCCUCACAACUAUUCAUCCAUUGUUGGACACGUCUUAUGGAUCAGAUUUGUCUCCGAUGGUUCAGGCAGUGGCACAGGCUUCCAGGCCUCAUUCACUAAGGUGUUUGGCAAUGAUAAUAUUGUGGGAACUCAUGGGAAAAUCGCUUCUCCCUUAUGGCCUAGAAAUUACCCCCAUAACUCCAAUUACCAAUGGAUAGUAAAUGUAAAUGCAUCUCAAGUUAUUCACGGUAGAAUUUUGGAGAUGGACACUGAAGAAACAAAUAACUGCUACUAUGACAAAUUAAGGAUUUAUGAUGGGUUUGGCAUUCAUUCACGCCUCAUUGGAACUUACUGCGGGACUCAGACUGACUCCUUUAGCUCCACUGGAAAUUCUUUGACAUUUCAUUUUUAUUCGGACACUACAAUCACAGGAAGGGGAUUCCUCCUGGAGUGGUUUGCAAUGGACAGUCCUACUGGGCCUGUACCUACCAUUGCUUCAGGUGCUUGUGGUGGGUUCCUGACCACAAGAGAUGCACCAGUGUUUCUUUUCUCCCCGGGUUGGCCAAAUAACUACAAUAACCGGGUUGACUGCACAUGGCUUAUCCAAGCUCCUGGUUCUACUGUGGAACUCAACAUUCUCUCCCUGGACAUUGAAUCUCACCCAACAUGUAGCUACGAUAGCCUUGUGAUAAGAGACGGAGACAAUAACCUGGCCCAGCAGCUAGCAGUUCUCUGUGGCAGAGAGAUCCCCGGGCCCAUCCGUUCUACUGGAGAAUACAUGUUCAUCCGCUUCACCUCUGACAUCAGUGUGACUGGGGCAGGCUUCAAUGCAUCCUUUCACAAGAGCUGUGGUGGAUAUUUGCAUGCAGACAGGGGGAUCAUCACGUCUCCCAAGUACCCAGAGACCUACACUCCCAACCUCAACUGCUCUUGGCACGUCCUGGUCCAGAAUGGUCAGAUCAUCGCUGUCCACUUUGAGCAGCCCUUUCAGAUUCCAAGUAGAGAUCCUUCUUGCAACCAGGGAGAUUACCUGGCGCUAAAAAAUGGACUUGAUAUCUAUUCCCCACCCUUGGGACCUCAUGGAGGAAAUGGUCGUUUCUGUGGCAGUCAUCCUUCAUCAACUCUGUUCACCUCAGACAAUCAAAUGUUUGUUCAGUUUAUUUCUGAUGAUAAUGAUGAAGGUCAAGGAUUUAAAAUCAACUAUGAGGCAAUGAGUUUAGCCUGUGGGGGCAAUAUCUACAUCCAUGAUGCUGAUUCUACGGGAUACGUGACCUCCCCCAACUACCCUGGCAAUUAUCCCCAGAAUGCUGAUUGCAUUUGGAUCAUAGCAGCUCCUUCUGAAAAGCUCAUCAGACUGCAAUUUGAAGACCAAUUCAAUAUUGAAGCAACACCCAACUGUACUUCCAAUUACCUCGAGUUGCGGGAUGGAGCUGAUUCAAAUGCACCCAUACUUUCCAAACUCUGUGGGAUGUCCCUGCCCGGCAACCAGUUUUCCUCAGGAGGCGUUUUGUAUUUGAGAUUCCGGUCAGAAAACAGCCCCACUCAUGUGGGAUUCAAGACCAAAUAUUCCAUAGCCCAGUGUGGAGGAACAAUAUCGGGGCAAAGUGGUGUCAUUGAGAGCGCUGGAUAUCCUACCCUUCCAUAUGCAAAUGACUUAUUCUGUCAGUGGCACCUCCAGGGUCCCGAGGGACACUAUCUCACCAUCCAUUUCGAAGGUUUCAACCUUCAGAACUCCUCUGGCUGUGCAAAAGACUUUGUGGAGAUCUGGGAAAACCACACCUCUGGAAACAGCCUAGGCAGAUACUGUGGAAACGGCCUUCCUGACAGCAUAGACACUUUUAGCAAUGUUGCUUCUGUCAGGUUCGUCACCGAUGGCUCUCUUACUGCACCAGGAUUCAGGCUGAGGUUUGAAUCCAGCAUAGCAGAAUGUGGCGGGGAUCUCCAGGGCCCUACUGGAACAUUUAGUUCUCCCAACUACCCGAACCCCAAUCCUCAUGGCCGGCUCUGUGAGUGGAGAAUCACUGUGCAGGAAGGAAGGCGGAUCACCCUCACUUUCAACGACCUCAGGCUGGAAGCUCACCCAUCCUGCAGCAACGAACAUGUGAUCGUAUUCAAUGGCCUGAGGAAUAACUCACCCCAGCUGGAGAGGCUGUGCAGUAACGUGAACGCAAGCAACAUGAUCCAGUCUUCGGCAAACACAAUGAAAGUCGUCUUUUUCACAGAUGGAUCUAGGCCCUUUGGAGGGUUCCUGGCCUCCUACACAUCCAGUGAAGAUGCAGUGUGUGGUGGGUCUCUUACAAAUGCUCCUGCAGGAAACUUUACUUCUCCUGGCUUUAAUGGAGUCGCCAAUUACUCAAGAAACCUCAACUGUGAAUGGACUAUCAGCAAUCCAAAUCAGGGGAAUUCAUCCAUUUACCUUCACUUUAAGCAUUUUUCCCUAGAAAGUCAUCAAGACUGUCAAUUUGAUGUCCUUGAGUUUCGAGUGGAUGAUGCUGAUGGUCGUCUUAUAUGGAGACUCUGUGGCCCUUCACAGCCUAGGAUCCCAUUGGUCAUACCAUAUCCUCAGGUCUGGGUACACUUUGUCACCAAUGAACAUGUAGAAUUUACUGGAUUUCAUGCAGAGUAUUUCUUUACAGAUUGUGGUGGAAUACAGACAGGUGAGAGUGGAGUGAUCACAAGCCCCAACUAUCCAAAUGAUUAUGACAGCUCCUCCCACUGUUCCUGGUUAUUGGAGGCUCCUCAAGGGCACACCAUCAAUCUGACAUUUAGUGACUUUGAAAUUGAAAGCCAUGCAACUUGUGCUUGGGAUUCCGUCACCGUCAGGAAUGGUGGCUCCCCUGGAUCACCCAUAAUAGGACAAUAUUGUGGAAAUUUAAACCCAGGGACAAUACAGUCUGGUUCCAAUCAGUUGGUGGUGAUUUUUAAUUCAGACCAGUCAGUGCAAAAUGGUGGAUUUUAUGCUACAUGGAGCACACAUACAUUAGGUUGUGGUGGAAUAAUCCAUUCAGGUUAUGGUGUAAUCAGAUCUCCUCACUGGCCUCAGAAUUUUCCUGAAAAUAGCAGAUGUUCCUGGACAGUCAUUACUCAUAAAAGUAAAUACCUUGAGAUCAGUUUUGACAACAACUUCCGAAUCCCCAGUGCUGAUGGACAGUGUCAGAACAGCUUUGUGAAGGUGUGGGCAGGAACUGAGGAGGUCAACAGUGCCCUGUUAGCCACCAGCUGUGGGAAUGUGGCUCCCGGUUCCAUCAUCACACCGAGAAAUGUAUUCACUGCUGUCUUCCAGUCUCAGGAGACACCUGCUCAGGGCUUCUCUGCAAGCUUUAUAAGCCGAUGUGGAGGUAAUUUCACUGACCAAUCUGGUCUUAUCAUUUCUCCAAACUACCCAAAGAAAUAUGACAACAAUAUGAAUUGUAGCUACCUCAUACAAGCUGGCCCUCACUCUCUGGUCCGCUUGACUUUUGUGUCUUUCCAUUUGGAAGCUCGCUCAACCAUCUCAGGAACCUGUGCCAAUGAUGGUGUGCACAUCAUCAGGGGUCACAGCCUCUCUUCAACACCUCUUGCCACUGUGUGUGGUAGUGAGACAUUGGCUCCUCUCACCAUCAUUGGUCCAGUGCUGCUUAACUUCUACUCCAAUGCGCACAUCACAGACUUUGGGUUCAGGUUUUCCUAUCGCAUAACCUCUUGUGGUGGUGUGUUCAACUCCUCCAGUGGAAUCAUCAAGAGCCCUUCCUACUCAUACACAGACUACCCCAAUAAUUUGUACUGUCUCUAUACAAUCACUGUCGAAAACAAUAAGGUGAUUCAUAUGAAGUUCAAUGAUUUCGAUGUGGCUCUCUCUACCUUCUGCUCCCAUGACUACCUGGCAAUUUAUGAUGGUUCUAGCAUCAGUGAUCCCCUUCUUGGCAAAUUCUGUGGUUCUGAGCUCCCGCCAAAUAUUAGAAGCAGCAAUAAUUAUAUGCUCCUAGUAUUCAAGACCGAUUCACUUCACACAGCAAAAGGCUGGAAGAUAUCAUUCCGGCAGACAUUGGGGCCGCAGCAAGGAUGUGGUGGUUACCUAACAGGUGCCAAUAAUACAUUUGCCUCUCCUGAUUCCGAUUCCAAUGGAAGAUAUGACAAGUUUUUAAACUGCAUAUGGUUCAUAACUGCACCUGCAAACAAACUAAUUAAAUUAACCUUCAAUACAUUUGUUUUGGAGGCAGCAUCUCCUAGACAAGGAUGUGUUUAUGACUAUGUAAAGUUGUAUGAUGGGGAGAGUGAAAAUGCCAACUUGGCUGGAACAUUUUGUGGUUCCACUCUACCUGCUCUUUUUAUCUCAUCUGGUAACUUCCUUACAGUUCAAUUUGUCACUGACUUAACUUUAGAAAGGACAGGAUUUAAUGCUACAUAUACUUUCAUGGAUGUGCCUUGUGGUGGAACACACAAUGCAACUUGGACCCCACAAAAUAUUUCUGCAUCCAUUCUAUCAAGCCCCAGUGUCUCAUUGUCCAUCUGUACUUGGGUCAUUGAAGCUCCCCUACACCAGCAUAUCCAGAUAACUGUGUGGGACUUACAAAUGAACUCGCAAGACUGUACACAGAAUUAUUUAGAGUUUCAGGACUCAUCAGAGAGUCGUGGAAACCUGAAACAUCGGUUCUGUGGCACAAAUGCUUCAGCUGUGCCUGUGUUCUACUCUUCUACGAGUACUGCAGUCGUCAUUUUCAAAUCUGAAGUUUUAAAUGGAAACUCUAGAGUAGGGAUCACCUAUCAGAUUGCAGGUUGCAACAGAGAAUAUACGAAGGCAUUUGGCAAUCUGAAGAGUCCUGGAUGGCCAGAUAAUUAUGACAACAAUGCAGAUUGCACUGUUAUUCUGGCAGCCCCACAGAACCACACCAUUUCCCUGUUUUUUCAUUCAUUUCGCCUUGAGGACUCAAGUGGCUGCAGACAGGAUUUCUUGGAGGUGAGAGAUGGACGCAGUGACAGUUCACCAUUACUUGGCAAGUACUGUGGAACUCUGCUGCCCAGCCCUGUCUUCUCUCAGAAUAACCAACUCUACCUGCGAUUUAAGAGCAACAGUGCAGUUUCUAGUCAAGGAUAUGAAAUCACCUGGACCUCCUCACCCACUGGCUGUGGUGGGACUCUGUAUGGGGACAGGGGCACCUUCACCAGCCCUGGCUAUCCCGGCACAUAUCCAAACAACACUCACUGCGAGUGGACCCUCAUUGCUCCUGCCAGUAGGCUCGUCACCGUCAGCUUCUACUUUAUCAACAUUGAUGACCCUGGAGACUGCCUCCAGAACUACCUCAUACUCUACAACGGGCCGAACGCCAACUCACCGUCCUAUGGACCUUAUUGUGGAGCAGACACCAGCAUAGCACCCUUUGUAGCUUCCUCAAAUCGGGUCUUCAUCAAAUUCCAUGCUGCAUAUGCAAAGCAACCUUCUGCUUUCCGGCUCACUUGGGACAGCUGAGGGAGCGAAGCCAUGUGUGUGCUCCACUGCGGGUCCAUGAGGCAUCACCGGACAGAACGCUGCCAUCCUGGCGCACGACCCCUGCCCGUGCCAUGGAGAACUUUGUAGUUCUUACUGAAAUGUGCAUACAAUCAGCAUUUGUGCAUUUGUUUUUUGACUGUGAAAUA
Messenger RNA from Lepus europaeus (European hare), 11030 nucleotides. RefSeq names its product cubilin (gene CUBN). Gene Ontology annotation, molecular function: calcium ion binding. The transcript has 67 exons. Bases 4 to 10863 code for a protein of 3619 amino acids. NCBI's taxonomy places the organism in Eukaryota, Metazoa, Chordata, Mammalia, Lagomorpha, Leporidae. The record is from RefSeq and is a predicted model, not a curated record.